This is a messenger RNA of Penicillium malachiteum, 822 nucleotides long. RefSeq names its product FAD-dependent oxidoreductase. NCBI's taxonomy places the organism in Eukaryota, Fungi, Ascomycota, Eurotiomycetes, Eurotiales, Aspergillaceae. The transcript is spliced from 2 exons. Gene Ontology annotation, molecular function: D-amino-acid oxidase activity; FAD binding. The coding region runs from base 1 to 822 and encodes 273 amino acids. The record is from RefSeq and is a predicted model, not a curated record.
AUGUCAACAGCAAUUUCCUCCAAGCACCACGUCGUUGUUCUUGGUGCAGGAGUUAUUGGCCUGCAAACGGCCUUGACUAUUCUAUCUCAUGAUAUUCGGGUAACUCUAUUGUCAGUCUCAUGGCCGGGAUGUCUCUCAGAUCCGUACUAUACCUCGAUGUUUUCAGGUGCCCAGUGGCGCUCCAAUCCUGAUAUGAAUGAUCGCCGCCAGCAGUCCUGGGACCGCACGACAUUGCUUCACUGGCGUGACCUCCUGGCUUGUCACGCACCCAGUGAGCUCGGUCUCGAGCUACAUCCCGCUGUUUUUUUCUGGGAUUCACCUGUACCCGUGUAUCGCCUGGAGAAAUCACACUGGUGGAUAACGGAUCCAGACUUGAUGCCAGUGAGAGACCUGGGACCGGAUGAUUGUGCCGCACCAGGAAAUGCAGAUGGAGCUGGCUUUGCCUACCAAACAAUUACAGUCAACCCGGUGGUAUACUGUACGUGGUUGCUACGCCAAUGUGAGAGCGCCCCGGAGGGUCAAUUCGAAACCCGUGUGCUGCAUGUAAAAAGCUUCUCACAGGUCUUCGACGAAGUUCCCGGUACCAAAGCUGUCGUGAACUGUACAGGACUCGGGGCUGGGAAGCUUGCGGAUGAUGAGGCAUGCUUCCCAACGCUAGGGCAGACAGUGCUGGUGAAAGGGAAAGCUCACAGAGUAGUAACCCGGAGGAACGAACAGGAAGAGCAACCAUGGGAGGCACUAGUGAUUCCGCGGCCGGGGGAGGAGAUAACAGUGCUUGGGGGGGUGCAAGGUGAAGGGGGAUUGGUGCAUCCAGCCGAGUGA